Molecule: messenger RNA, 949 nt
Organism: Prorocentrum cordatum
Lineage: Eukaryota; Dinophyceae; Prorocentrales; Prorocentraceae
Source: the annotation of a GenBank genome assembly
AUGGCGCGCAUCAGUCCCGAGCUCCUCGCGCGUAUCAUGAUAGAGAUCGGGGUGCUACCAGAUCUGGGGGGCGAGUGCACGGCGUGCCAGUGCGAGACAAUGGAGUUGAAGCUUCGGGGCGGCCAGUCGGACAAGGACAUCCAGGUGGCGGGCUUCAGCAUACCUCAAAUGGAUUAUCCGAUUUGGCGCUGUUCCAAUUGGGAUUGCCAGAGGCGCGGGUCGAACCUCGACCCGAAGGGCCCUCUGAAGGAGUUGUUCAACAAGGGCUCCGUGAACACCACCCGCACCCUCCUCGCCAUCGCCCAUGCAGCAACCCAGCAUGCCUCGGGCUACGAGUCGUCGGACGAAAUGGCUGUGCAGGCUGAGCAGGACGACUUUGUGUGGCCUCGCGGGUGCCUCGUUGAGGCCGACGAGCGCCAACUGGCGAUGUUUUUCGAGCUGCCCCAGCGGACCUGCGCCGCUGGGGGAAGCGGCGUUUCACUCAGUGGGCCCGAGUGCGACGAGAUCCUCUCUUGGGUUCUCGUGCCUGGCAAUUUCACGCUUUUGACGGAUGGCGCGGGCGCGUGCCAGUCCGUAGCACCGAAAAGCCGUGCUGCUUACAGCGACAAGAGCAAAGACCCUCCUCGUUUCAAUGCUGACCGCUUCAAGCUGCAUUAUAAGCAUCUGAAGCUAUCGCACGGCAUAGUUUCUCACGAUGCAGAACAGUGGGCCGUCGUCGACCGCGUGCGCGUCGUGCGCCCGAACGGGCGCACCGAGACUCUUCAUUUGGAAAAAGGCACGCAGUGUUGCGAUGGCCUCUGGCCUGAGAUGCGCGACAGCAUCCCAGACAGCGUCCACACUUCAGACUGGGAGCGUUGCCGCUCGUACUUGUGGGCUUGGGUGUGGCGCAUGCGGAGGUCAGGCAACGACCUGCUCCAGGAGUUUGGCCAGUCUGUUCGCAGGGAGAGAG